GGCUGGUAUUGUAGUACCUCCGACACAGUUGGUGGCAGCAAUGCAUCGAUAGGGCAGUUGCUCUGUUUCAGAACAGUGUGUCCCUGGCCAUGAGCCUGACCGACACCGGUGUUUACUUUACUAAGCAGAGAAGGUCGACGUUUCAAGGGUUGUAGCGGUAUGAGGAAAAACUCGAACGCGCAAUUUAUGCACCCUCAGCGACCCAGGACAUCGAGCUUGGAAUAAAUAAACGACUUAUGUAAACGCGGCCUUUUUGGUCGCGUCUACUUGGAUAAGUGAACUGAAGCGUAUCUACACCGUCUCUGACGUUGAUGGAUGCCGUGAAAUAGGAUUGGGAAAGGCUUCAAAUAGCCAAUCCGAAGUGGGCUAAAAUCAGUGUUUAACAGAAGGCUACAGAUCCAGUUUCAGUGAUCCAUUAUUCUGCCUGAGGUUCUGAUAAAGUAACCCAUAAUAUAAUGGCAGCCUCAGCAACUGCCCGGCGAAUGCCGAUGGGUGUGCGGACAUUCAGUGAGUUUCUGGAGAUUGCUGUAGGCUCGGGGCGCUCACCUUGUCACACCGCGGGGUCAAGAGAACAUAUGAGGCAGACUAUCAGGUGAGAUAAAUAAAUUGAUAACUUAAUGUGACACAAUUAACCAAUCAGUGUUGUGCAUGCGCAUUGUGCAUAUCUUUGAAUCAGCUAUGGUGCAGGUUUUUGUUCCAGCCAAGCACUUAGACACCUGGUUCAAAUAGCUCCACACUGAAGAACAUUACGUUUUUUCAGAGCAUAUAAACAGUUAGUAACUCUUGUGUUCUUCCUAUUAAUCAUCACAUUUUCAUUAAGGGCCAAAAAGUUCCCUUUUCAGUCCCAUCAAUGUCACCAUUGUUGUAUAUGCAUAUUGUGGCAUCCUUCAUAUUGGUUUCACUUUGUCAGUAGUGCUCUCUGUAAUUUUGUCUAUGACUGUAAUUCAACAUUUUAUGACUCUCACACAGUUAUUUGUAGUGAGCAUAUUUGGACCCCAAUAGCGAAACAUGCCAGCUCUGCAAGCCACCUCAUGUAACCUGACUGAGUGGGUCGCAUUACAUAUAGUUCCAUUCAUGUGUUUACUCAGAAUAUAGUAGCUUGUCCUAGACAUUGAAGGUUAGGACACUACUGACAACCUUUUCCCCUACUGGCAAUAUAUUAUUUCUGCCCUGACUAUAUAGGCAGGAAGCCUGUCUGGAAAAGGGUGUUUGUUAGAGAUGUUACACUCCAGUAUUUUUAACAUGAUCCUCUCUUUCUCUCCCUUCCACAUCAGACACUUGUCAUCAUGCGGUAUUGUAAUGACUAGGACUCCUAGAGUGCUCUGCCAACAGCAGAAUUGGGACACGAUGACAUCAGUUCCCCACAGCAGAACCUUCAUGGGGUUCACAAAUAAGAGGAAGGAGUACUCAGAGCGGAGGAUACUGGGGUAAGAUGCUACCACACAUGAAAGAAAAUAUAUUGUAGGACUUACUAUUUCUGUAUGUAGGUACAAGCACGAAUGAGAGCUUGAAUGCAUAGAUAGAAAGAUGUCAUGGAUAGAUUUCAUUUUAAAGGAAAAAAUAAGGCUUUGCCUAUUUGAAACACAAAAUGUAAAUGGAAGUGAUGUAAUGUUGUUUUCAAACUUAUUUUGCUAUGCCGCUUCAGGUACUCUAUGCUGGAGAUGUAUGAUGUGGUAGCCAACGUGGAUGACUACAAACUCUUUGUCCCCUGGUGUAAGAAGUCCCAGACCAUCAUGAAGAGGGCAGGCCACUCCAAAGCUCAGCUGGAGGUGGGGUUCCCACCAAUCGUAGAGCGAUACACAUCCAUGAUCAGCGUGGUGCGACCCCACAUGGUCAAAGUAAGUUCCUCCUGCUUAAAUAGGGUUUCAAAAUUCCAGUAACUUCCAGAUUUCCUGCUUAUUCCAGGAAUCUUCCAACCAGAAUUUUGGGAAAACCUGGGAUUUUUGGGGAAAGUUACCAGGUUUUUGCUAUCCUAUUUAGUCCCGCUUAAUUGAGGAUUCAUGAAUUAUGAUGAGAUACGUGAUGAUCAUUGUUUGUUUGAUGAUACAGUAAUCUAAGUAACCCUUUCUCAUCGGAUUGAAUUGUGUUAGGCGGUGUGCACAGAUGGAACACUUUUCAACCACCUGGAGACGAUAUGGCGCUUCAGUCCUGGAAUCCCUGGUUAUCCCCGCACCUGCACUGUGGACGUUUCGGUGAAUAUGACAGCCCCAGCUUGCUGCCUUUUUAUUUAUCUCAUGCUGAAACCUCUCAGUUUCUUCUAAUCUUGCUCUCUAUUUGUGCAUAGACCUUGUGCAUGUGAAUAGUCUGACUAAGUUAUAUCCUUUAACAGCGCAUAUCCUCUGACUGACCUUUUUUUCUUUCUCUUUUGGAUGUCUUCUCUGACUGACAUUCUGCCCUCUCCUUCCUUCCUGCCACACAGAUCUCCUUUGAGUUCCGGUCCUUGCUCCACUCCCAGUUAGCAACUGUGUUUUUUGACGAGGUGGUAAAGAAGAAUGUGUCUGCCUUCGAGCGUCGGGCCGGCACGCUCUACGGCCCACAGACUCGCGUCCCACGGGAGUUAAUGUUCCAUGAGGUACACCAAACGUGAGGUCCCUCUGCCAUUGUGUGCCCUUGUCCCAAACCAACCUGCACCUUCACCCUGGCUGUCCCCUGUAUCACCUAGCUGGACCUGCAUGACACUACACCACCCAGCCUCCACCAACCGCCUCCAUUACCACCCAGGCCCAGAUGCCAUUAGCCUGGUCCCAGAACUGUUUGUGCUGUCUUGCCAACUCCUAUGGUCA
Coregonus sp. 'balchen' is the source of this 2783-nucleotide messenger RNA. NCBI's taxonomy places the organism in Eukaryota, Metazoa, Chordata, Actinopteri, Salmoniformes, Salmonidae. The record is from the annotation of a GenBank genome assembly.